This is a messenger RNA of Triticum turgidum subsp. durum (durum wheat), 687 nucleotides long. The record is from the annotation of a GenBank genome assembly. Lineage: Eukaryota; Viridiplantae; Streptophyta; Magnoliopsida; Poales; Poaceae.
AUGGCACCCCGCGCCCCAGCCGCCGCCGACCCUGACCGCCGCCUCGUCUCCUUCACCUUCGACGCGGUCACCGACGGCAGUUUAGUUAUACAUUACUUUGCCAAGGAAGGAAAAGACUGCAAUUUUUCUUCAGUGUAUCCAGACUUGCAGACACCAACAAAGAUACCUUUCCAGAAAGGAUUGGCUCAAAAUUAUGUCCAGCCCUCUGGAUCUGGCAUUGAUCUGGGAUUCUUUUCUCUGGAUGAGCUUUCAAAUCCUUCAGAGGAAGUAUACCCACUGGUAGUUUAUGCGGAAGCUUCUCCAUCUCCAGAGGAAGGUGGUCAAACAGUAAACUCCACACGGGCACAAAUUACACUUGCUGUUAUAGAGAAACAUAACGACGAUCUUCAAGUCAAAGUUGUCAAGCAAAUAUUGUGGAUUAAUGGUGUGCGCUAUGAACUGAAAGAAAUAUAUGGGAUUGUCAACUCCACGGAAGCUGAUGUUCCUGAUGCUGACGAUGAUGGCAUGGGGAAAGAAUGCGUUAUCUGCUUGACAGAGCCAAGGGACACUGCUGUUUUUCCUUGCAGGCAUUUGUGUAUGUGCAGUGAAUGUGCACAAGCUCUAAGGCUCCAAUCAAAUAAAUGCCCCAUAUGCAGACAGCCUGUUGAGAAACUAAUGGAGAUCAAAGUUAGGAGUUCUGAGCCAUAA